GUGGAUCAUGUAGUACGUAAUUGAGCUAGUUCAGUGUUUUUGCGAACGUUAAAGGGUGCGUUAGGAGGGUGCGUGUCAAAGUGGUCGGCAUACAAUUACUUAUUUCGUGUUCAAAUUUACGAAUACCUUAAGAUAUGUUUUUUUGAGGUAUGAUGCUAUGUAGCACGUAAAUGAAGCGACGGCGUAUAGCGCGGUCGCAUGUUAAAAGAAUAUCGCUUGUAAGAACGAUGAGAAUGGCGCGCAAAUGCUGCGUGCGUAGCUGUGAGGCUGAUGUGCAAGAUGCGCGUACUAAAGGGUUACCGCUUCAUAAAUUUCCAAAAGAUGUUACUUUGAGAAACAAAUGGUUAGCUAGUGGUGGAUUUGAAGCGACUUUUAAACCUUCACCAGGUCAAGUUAUUUGUCACAAGCAUUUUAAACGAGCCGAUUACGAAGCUGCAAAAGGGCAUAAAUUUGUUCUACGUAAAGGCAGUGUUCCAUCGGUUUUUACAGACUAUGACAAUCAUCCGGAUCCUGUGAUUAUGUCUGUGAAAUCAUCAACUUCUUAUGCACAGGAAGAUUUGGAUCUUAUUAAUUCUGAAAUUCUAAAUUUAGAACAGUCUAUUUCUCCAAUGAAUUCUGGUUUAAAGACAUUAAAAUCUGAUAAUUAUAAAGAAACAUGUAUUUUUCAAUCAAAAUUAUCAGUUGAGUCCUGUAAUUUACUAGAUUCAACAGAAUUAGUUGAUAAUGGAUGUAAGAAUUUAAAUAUAAAAGAAGAAAAUACGUAUCCUGUGACAGAAGAGAUAAAUAAAAAUUCAGAAAUAGAAGUAAAUACUAUGGCAGUGCAGUUAGGUAUUGUUGAAUCUAACAUAGCAAUGAAACACAUACAAAAAGAUUUAGUUAUUAAAGAGGAAGAACUGAAAAGUAUGAAAAUAGAAGAUGAAAAAGUUUUUGAUAAACCGGAAGAAUUAAAACCAAAAAUUUUUAAUCGGGGUGGAUUAAAAUUUUUUCCUGGAGCUAAAUUAGAAGCAAAAGAUUUCAAUGAAAAAUGGUAUUCAGCAAAAGUCGUUGAAACUGAUUGGGACGAACGAGAAGUAUUGAUACGUUUUGAUAAAUGGAGUUCAAAAUUUGAUGAAUGGAUACCUAUGGAUAGUUCAAGAUUACGUGUAUUGCAAACACAAUCAAAGGAAGCAAAAAUGAGAGACUUUUCAGUGGGGGAAAGGAUACUUGCUACAUGGGCUGAUGGUAGAAAAUAUCCAGCUAAAGUAAAUGCCGUCUUAGGAAACGCAAUCUAGUCAAACUGAAGAAUACAUCGGAAGCAAGCAAGAAAGAAGAGAUAAAAAAAGGAAGCACACGGUGAUGGAAUUAUUUCAUACACAUUAUAGAAAACGUUCAAAAACUGACACAGAUAAAUUAACAAAAAAAGAAGGAAUUGUAGUUAAUGAAAAUGCAGAAUGCUUUUCAGAAAAUAAAAUUGAUUUGGAUGGAACUUUAUUUGGACCUUGUUAUGAUCCAGGCACAGAUUUAUUGCGUGGAUUUGAUACUAAUGUAUCUAGAAUAAAAGCUCAUACUAAAAAAAAUAAGAAAGAAGUACCUAAAAAUGAUAUAGAUCAGGUAGAAGAUGUUGGUCCUGAAUGGAUAGAUGGAGAACCUCAAGGAACUGAGUCUUAUAUAGUCGAUGGAAAUGAUGGCCCACGUCGGUCAAUAAUAGUUGCAGACAAAAGAUUACCACCUGGAUGGCAAAAACAUUUUACUCAGAGAAAAGCUGGGACAUCAGCUGGAAAGUGGGAUGUCUUAUUUCUUCAUAAAUCUAGUGGGAAGAAGUUUAGAUCAAAAAAUGAUAUUAGAGCAUUUAUGGAAAAUCAAGGACAAUUUGAUUUUGAUCCAGAAAAAUUCGAUUUUUGUAUUCAUCGGAAAAAGAAAAAUCAAAGUCAAAAAGUAAAACAAGAUAUUGUUAUAGAUACUCCCAAAAAAAUUAAAACUUUAUUACCUAAAACAAAAGCAACAGUAAUUGAAAAUUCCUUACCUGUUUCCUCCAGUGUACCAGUUACAACUUUAGUAUCUACAUCAAAUACAGCUAUUAAAGAUGGUGCUGUCUUUAUUGGUGGACUUCGAGUAGAAAUGGAAGACAGUGCUUAUAAAUGUCCAAAACAAGGAUGUAGUAAAACAUUUAGAAAGGAAAAUCUUUUACAAAUGCAUAUAAAGCAUUAUCAUCCAGAAUAUUCAAAAUUUUUGGGAUGUACACCAAAUGUUGCAGAUUUAGCUUAUGCAAGAACAAUUGGAGAAUCUGUUGAAGAUAUUAUUCCAAAAAAAUCAAAUAAUUUAUUAGAGAAGUGUAAUAAAUUUUCAAAGAAAAAGUUUAUUCAAGAUAAAUCAUAUGUUUCAUCACCUUCUGCAACAAGUGCUGUUCAACCUAUAUCACCAACAACUAUACCGACAACAGUAGAAAUAGAGGAUGAAGCAAACCAAAUAGAAAAAAGCAAUGAUAUACAGAGAGAAGAUAUUAAAAUAGAAAGAAUGUCUCCGAAUUCUAAUCAUAGUUUAGAUAUGGAUGAUGAAACUGAGAAAAAACGAGAAGAUACAUGUGCAAUGUCACCUGGAACAUUAUUUGAUAUGAAAAUUAGAGAAGAAAAAACACAAAGUGGUAUUAAGACACUUCUUCCAAUAAGACCAGCCUUGUCUUCAGAAGCACAGCGAAUUGAUAGAUCAAAAUCUGUAGAUGAAGCUAUUCACAUCGACAAAAUGAAAGGUCAAAGGAAACGACAAUUAUCAGAAUACAGCUCUGAUGCAUCCAACAGGGGUAAAAAACGGCAUGGCAUUCAAGAAUUUCCAGAAGAAUAUGGUGAUUUAGAGGAUAGUAAUAUGGAUAUAGAAGGGGCAGGAUCAAAUUCACUUAUAUAUAGAUAUAGUCGUAGAAAAUCAGAUUCAAGAAGUGACGAAAAUAGUCAAAGUAAGAAUGAAGGAGUUAUGAUGAUGAUUAAUGGUGAAAUGGUAAAAGUGGAACAACUUCGUAGAGAAGAAAUAAUAAAUUGUACUUGUGGGUUUAUGGAAGAAGAUGGAUUAAUGAUUCAGUGUGAUCUUUGUUUAUGUUGGCAACAUGGUCACUGUAACGCAAUAGAAAAAGAAAAGGAUGUACCUGAAAAAUAUGUUUGUUUUAUUUGUCGGAAUCCAUACCGCCAACGGUUAUCUAAAAAAUAUUUUCACGAUCAAGAUUGGAUAAAAGAGGGAAAAUUACCAACAUUAUCUAAUCGAACAAAAAAUCAACAUCGGGUUAAUCAAAGAACAGCUAUGUUAAAACGUUCUUAUGAUUUAGUUACUGCUCUUUUACAGAUACAACAAGUUUUGCACAGUUUAAGAGUAAAGAUUAAUGUAGCUCAAAAAAAAGAUCAUCCAAAGUUAUACCUUUGGGCCAAGAAUUGGGAAAAAACAGAAGUACCAAAACCAAAUGUGACGCCAAUACCAAUAAUGGAAAUUAUGAAAUCAGGAAAAGAUUGCAUAGAUACAAGUGAAGGUGUUCAACCAAUUGAAGUAAAAACAGAAAUAAAAUUCAAUUUAAAAGAUGAUCAGGAUGAAAAAUCAAUAGCCUCAGAUUCAGAAUUAAUGAAGAUAUUAGAGGAAGAUAAUAUAACUUCGGAUGAAUCUAAAAUUAGUGGUAAAAAAGAAGAUCUUACACAUCAAACUAAAAGUCAUAUUCUUCUUGAUGCACUUACAAAAAAUGAUGCUUCAGAAGAAAAAUAUAUGAACUCAGAGAUGAAAACAAAUACAGACUACUUAACCAAUCAAUCAAAUAUGUCUGAGGAUAAUAUAUCAACCUCAACUAUGUCAGCAAAUCAUAUGCAUGAAGAACUUAGUGAACCUGAAAUAUCAGCCCCAUUGCAACCUUUUAUACCACAACCAGAAGCGCCAAUUGAUGCAGGAGAAUGUCGAAUGCGAUUAUUAGAACAUAUAGAACAUUUUCAACAUCAUAUAGAUGCAAAAUUAACAUUCAUUGAGGCAGAAGUUUGUGGUUGGUAAAUUUUAUCAAAAAAUUCUAUAUAUUGCUAAAAAAAAUUGAAUAAUCUAAAUAAUGUAAAUAAAGAAUUAAAUAAUCUAAAUAAAAAUUAAUAAUCUUAUAUAUAGAUUAUAUAUAUUAAUAAUUUUCUAAAUAUCUUAUUAUCAUAUAUGUAUGUUUGUAGCUUUAGAAGCUAUGGAUCCCGAAGAUUCAUCUGCUUCAGAUGUUCAGCCACGAACUAAACAGACGGUUCAAAUGCUUGUUCGAGAUUUAAAUACAGUACGAAAAUUAGCUGCUUUAUGUUGAAUAUAAAUUAUAUUUUUAAAAAAUUAUAUAAAUAAAAUUUCUAAAAAUAUGUAUGUACUUGUAAAAUUUGUACAAAUCUGAAAUUUAUUUUUUAUAAUAUUGACUAUUAUAAAUAUAAUUCUUUAUAAUUUGAUUGAUAUUUUAUUAAGACUUAUAUAUAAUUAUUAAGACUUAUAUAUAAUUAGAAUACCAUACAGUUGUAUUUCACAUAUGUAAUAAGUAAUAAUGUUUUGUGUUUAGUUGAUUAUAAAAUUAUAUACAAAUAUAAUAAGUACUGGAAAAUUUUGUUAUUAUUAGAUUAUAAAUGCAUAUUUUUAUAGAAAAAAGAUAAAGAUAUGAAAGUUGGAUAGAAAUUUAUUAUGUUGUUUAAAUAUGCUAAAAAUUUAUUUAAAAAUAUUUUUUAGUUUACAUAUUUUGUGUCAUGCAUAUGUUUUGCAUAUUAAUGUUUAAAAGUUGUCAUAUACAUUGUAUAUAUAUUUUUUUGUAUUUAUCCGAUCAAUUUAAUCUGAUCAAUUUAGAUUAUGAAACAGUUGAAAUUCUCAGAAUUUUAAUAUAAUGUAUAAUGUAUAAUGUAUAAUUACGACUCAUACCGGUAUAGAGUGUAUAUGUAUAAUAAUAAUAAUAACGCGUAUCUAGUCAUGUAUCUAGCAUCAUUUGAAGAUCACAUCAAAUUGUUAAGAGUUGUAUUCUAAUCAUUUCAAUAGUUCUGUUGGACUAUUGCUAUAAUACGUGUAUUAGAAUAAAUGAUAUUGCCAAAUAUAGAUAUAUUGCUAAAUUUUGUAUUGCAUAUAAUUUAUCAUAUAUAAAGCUACAUUGUAUACAGAACAUUUCUAUAUCAAAAGGUACUACAUAUUUAUAUUGUAAAAACAAAAUUGAGCUCGUUUUAUAUAACAAUGUUUUACAACUCGCAUUAUUUGAUUAGAAAAACCUAAAACACUUUGUAUAUUACUAACAUAUUUUGCAUAUUUUACGUGCCUAUUUUUUUUUAUGCAUAUUUUGCAUAUAUUUUUUGCAUAUUUUACGUGUAUAAACAUCUGCAAUCUAGUUAUCAUAUAGAAGUCAUAUUUUCUAAAAUAACUAUAAUAAUAAUAUAAAUAACUCUUUAUAAAAAUGUUAAAAAAAAGAAUAUAUCUAUUUGUUAUUAUGAAUGUAUUGAAAUACUAUUUAAAGAUAUUAAAUUCGAAUAAAAUUAUAUUAAAGAAGGAAUGUAUUAAAUAUAUUAAAGAAGGAAUAAACCAAUUUUCUAAUUUUCAAUUAUCUAGAUUUUCCAUUUUAUCUCAAAUACAGUGUUAUACAUUUACAAAAUAAUACGUAUUUAUGAAAUAUAUAAGUAUUCUUACGACUUAUUAAUUAUUACUAAGAAAUUAAUUAAAAAUGAAAAAUAAUAGAAUAUUAGUAAAAUAAUUUUUUGAUUAAUUUUAUUUUAUGAUAAGAAAAUUAGGAAGGGAAGUACUGCCGCCAUUAUAGUUCGGUGGAUGACGUCAAGAAGUAUAGUGGUAUACAAUCAUAGCGCACGAAAAACAAAGACGGUGAAAAUAUUGUCUGUAUUAAGAAGAGAGAACAGAAAAGCAUGUGUGCGCACGCUUAAGAACAAAAAAGAUAGUAAUAGAGUGCGAAGGCGGGAGAGGGAGGGAAUAGAGGCGUGCAGCAAAGCAGUACGACAGGACGUAGAACGGCCGCUGCCGUGGUGUUUGGGCUCGGCUCGGUUGUGCUGUAUUCGUUAUGACGAUGCGAUAAUCCAGCGCUUAGCGCUGUGACUGUGUAAUACGUGUUACUUGCCACUAUACAUUAUUGACAUUUAUAUUUCAUGAAAAAUUUGACGAUAACGUGAUGGAAGUGCAUUGUUUUCUAAUCUGAUUGGUAAACUGUUUCUUCGUUGAUCGUUACAGUCUUUUCGUACGCCAUGUGCCAUUGCUCUAUAUAUGUUUCCUUUCUCUUUCGAUCGUACUUGGUUAAAUUUUCAUAAAAAUAUUCGUGCAACUAGUUUACCGGUGAAUGAUUUUAAUAAAAAUUUCUAUUAGUGAUACUGGUGUUUUGUGCUAGUGCAAGUGCGGAGAAUAAUUUCCUUCUUUCUAUAUUUUUACAUUUUUGUCCAGCUUAAAUUGAAAGUCAUAAUAAGAACAAUAACUGAAGAAGCAGAAAAAAGGAUUUGCUGA
Molecule: messenger RNA, 6429 nt
Organism: Heterotrigona itama
Lineage: Eukaryota; Metazoa; Arthropoda; Insecta; Hymenoptera; Apidae
Source: the annotation of a GenBank genome assembly